Molecule: messenger RNA, 1309 nt
Organism: Nannospalax galili (Upper Galilee mountains blind mole rat)
Lineage: Eukaryota; Metazoa; Chordata; Mammalia; Rodentia; Spalacidae
Gene: Cfap36
Product: cilia and flagella associated protein 36
Exons: 10
Coding region: 215-1246 (343 amino acids)
Cellular component (GO): axoneme; ciliary base
Source: RefSeq, a predicted model, not a curated record
GCGCAGGCCAGGGACUCAGACUUCACUUCCGGGCCGCAGCCGGAGGCGGCUGAACACGUUGUCAUAGCGACCAUUUUGCUGGUUUGUAGUUUUCAAACCCAGCCUGGCCACUGCCGGGGCCGCUCUCGCGUUCGUAGUCGGCUCCCUGCGGCCGAGGGAGCUCGGCAGUCCCGGGAGUCUGGCCUAGGCAUCCUUGUCGCCCGGUGCGGGCGGGAUGGCUGCGGAAGAAGAGGACGAGGUGGAGUGGGUGGUGGAGAGCAUCGCGGGAUUCCUGCAGAGCCCCGACUGGUCCAUCCCCAUCUUGGACUUCGUGGAGCAGAAAUGCGAAGUUUUCGAUGAUGAGGAAGAAAGCAAGUUGACCUAUACAGAGAUUCAUCAAGAAUACAAAGAACUAGUUGAAAAGCUGUUGGAAAGUUACCUUAAAGAAAUUGGAAUUAAUGAAGAUCAGUUUCAAGAAGCAUGCACCUCUCCUCUUGCUAAGACACACACGUCACAGGCCAUUUUGCAGCCCGUGUUGGCAGCAGAAGAUUUUACUCUCUUUAAAUCAAUGAUGGUCCAGAAAAACAUUGAAAUGCAGCUUCAAGCCAUUCGAAUAAUUCAAGAGAGAAAUGGUGUAUUACCUGACUGUUUAACUGAUGGUGCUGAUGUGGUGAGUGACCUUGAACAGGAAGAGAUGAAAAUCUUACGGGAAGUUCUUAGAAAAUCAAAAGAGGAAUAUGACCAGGAAGAAGAAAGGAAGCGACAAAAGCAGACAUCUGAGGCUAAAAUGGAAGACGUGCCAGUGUGCAGCAGUGAAGCUGCGAAGAUGAGUAAUUCCCAAGGGGAUGGUGAACCUUUUGUCCAGCCGCCUACAGAAGUUAAGGUGCAUUUUGCUAAUGAGUCAGUACAACUCUUGGCAAGAAAGAUGGAACUGUUGCCUGAAACGUCUUCCCUCCCACAAAAAGGUCCGAAGAUUCCUGGUUUAGAACACGCAAGCAUUGAAGGACCGAUAGCGAAUUUGUCAACACUUGGAACAGAAGAGCUACGGCAACGAGAACACUAUCUGAAGCAGAAGAGAGACAAAUUGAUGUCCAUGAGAAAGGACCUAAGGGCUAAGCAGAUCCCAAAUACAGAGCAAAAAGGAAAACCUACCAGGGAGGUGGAGGAAAUGACAGAAAAAGCAGAAAUGACAGCGGAGGAGAAGCAAACAUUACUAAAGAGGCGACUGCUUGCAGAGAAACUUAAAGAAGAAGUUAUUAAUAAGUAACAAAAAUUAGCAAAACAGAAGUCUCCAUUUUCUUAAAAAUAAAUUAUUCAAUCCUUAAACCAA